Messenger RNA from Staurois parvus, 537 nucleotides. NCBI's taxonomy places the organism in Eukaryota, Metazoa, Chordata, Amphibia, Anura, Ranidae. The record is from the annotation of a GenBank genome assembly.
GACAGCGGGCACCGCGUCAUCUGGCAAGGCAGUGGGCUCCGAGUCAACUGGUAUGACCGCGGGCACUGGGUCACCAGGCAUCAGGUCAUUUGGCUUGCCAGCGGGCACCGCGUCAUCUGGCAAGGCAGUGGGCACCGAGUCACCAGGUACGACAGCGGGCUCUGAGUCAAUUGGCACGACAGCGGGCACCGAUCAGGUACCGGAUCAUCUGGAUCAACAGCGGGCAUCGAGUCAACUGGCCUAAUAGGAUCAUCAGGCUGGAUCAGUUCAUCAUGCUGGGUAGAGGCAUCAUGCUGGGUAGAGGCAUCAGGCUGAGUAGAGGCAUCAGGCUGAAGAGAGGCAUCAGGCUGAAGAGAGGCAUCAGGCUGAAGAGAGGCAUCAGGCUGGGUACAGGCAUCAGGCUGGGUACAGACCUCAGGCUGAAGUGUCUGCAAACGAAUGGAGCAGCUGGAGACAGAGAAGAGCUGGAGGAUGGAACAGAGGAGGGAGCAGUUGCUACAGAGGGCAUUUUUACAGGGUUAAAGGCAGGAUAGGUGC